AAAAUAUGACAUUAUAGAGCAGUGACAGGGACUGAGAAUUUCUAGAUAUUGUGAGGUAGUGGUGAACAUAAUAGUGUAAGUAUUAUUUUAUUUAAAUAAUGUUGUACAAUGUUGGUAAAACACAUCACAAAUUAAACAAAACAUAACGCAUAACGUGGAUGAUAAAAUAUGUGCGAUAGAAAAUUGGCAAAAGUUUCAAGACUAAUUAUUAUUAUUAAUUUUCAUUCCAAUUAUCACUUUUUUUUGGGUGAAAUCCAUAAGUCAACGGCUUGUGUAAAGCCUCCCUAAAGUCAUGCAUUUCUUGACAUGACAUUUUGUUAUUACAAACCACUGAAUAUUAAAGCACUGCUCUUGCUGUUUUAGGUGUAAUUUUCCAUUUUAAGACGUAAUUAAACCAUCGAUAUUCAUAAUACGGUACUUACGCUUACAGUAUAAAACACACACAGUCCAAAUCUGCUACAUCAUUAUUUUAUCAGUGUUGUGUAUUUGCAUGUGCAGUCAUUAUCUUUAGCUUCUGUAAUACACAUUACAUCAACUAUAUUUGACUUUGUGAUCUAAAAAACACCUUUAACUUUUAACAUUAACACCUCAUACAACUUGCUUCAGAUAAACAACAGUUCUUGUUUAACACCAUCACUUAGUUUGGUGACAUUUCUACACCAGUGUGUUUUUAGCUAUUUUUAGCCGUUUUCUUUUCCUCUAUUUUUAACUGGAACAUGACAAUGAAGCCCCACCAUAAACUGUACAUGCUAAUGCAAUGGUAAAGAGCUGUAAACACAUUUUCACUUCCUCUUUUGAGAGCCAGUUUUAGUUUUUUUGUUUUCUUGUUUCAAUUUUAUUAUUUUUCUUGGGUCACCUGUUACCAAGCGAUACACCUAAAGAGACGCUCACUAAAUACAUUUUAGCAAUUUUGAGUCAUUAGAUGUCAUUUUUCAGCACCGGGCAUGAAGUCAAAGAGCAGGCCCUGCAGUGGGAGGAGUGGAGACUAAAAACAGCAGCAGUAAAGCUCAUCUGUUUGAUCAGGAUGGGCUGCACUUGCAGUGGCGAGAAACAAGUAAAAGAAGAAGGAUUCCGCAAAGGAAAACACAAAUCACACGCCUCCCCGUCAUCAAACCAUAUAGGACGAAGUGGAAACGCCUAUACAAAUAAUGAUGACACUAUAUUUAUUGCACAACACGACUUCAAAGCGACCAACGACAGUGAUCUGCCUUUCAGAAAGGGAGACAAACUUAAAGUAUUGCAAGAAACCGGAGAAUGGUGGCUGGCCCGACUGCUGACGACUGGACAAGAAGGCUUGAUACCAUCGAAUUAUGUAGCCAGAGCAGAUACACUGGAAGUGGAAAAAUGGUUUUUCAAGGAUUUGGGCAGAAGAGAAACCGAGAGGCUACUUUUAGCACCCGGAAAUAAACCAGGGUCCUUUCUAAUUCGAGAGAGUGAGACCUGUAAAGGGUCAUUCUCGCUGUCAGUCAAAGAUUAUGAAGGAGAAAGAGGAGAUGUAGUAAAACAUUACAAAAUCCGUUGUUUGGACAAAGGUGGCUACUACAUCUCCCCUUCCAACACGUUCCCGACCCUACAGGAAUUGGUUCAAUACUAUACCCACACGGCAGAUGGGUUAUGUCAGCGACUGUAUGCUCCCUGUAAGCCUAUGGCCCCUCAGCAGCCAUGGGCCCAUGAUGAAUGGGAGAUUCCUCGAGAGACAGUGAAAAUGGUGAAGAAAUUGGGGGCCGGACAGUUUGGGGAAGUGUGGAUGGGUUACUACAAGAACACCCAGAAGGUUGCUAUUAAGACCUUAAAGGAGGGGACAAUGGCGCCUGAGGCCUUCCUUCAGGAGGCCAACCUGAUGAAGCAGUUGAGGCAUGACCGACUGGUACGACUUCAUGCUGUUGUCACUAAGGAGCCCAUUCUUAUUGUCACCGAAUUUAUGAUCAAUGGAUGUCUUCUAGACUUUCUAAAAACAGACGAAGGGAAAAAGCUAAAGCUAAAUAAGCUGAUCGACAUGUCAGCACAGAUAGCUGAAGGCAUGGCGUACAUUGAGAAGAAGAACUACAUCCACCGUGAUCUGCGUGCAGCUAACAUACUGGUCAGCGAGACGCUGCAUUGCAAGAUAGCAGACUUUGGCCUGGCCAGAAUCAUCGAGUCAGAAUACACGGCUCAAGAAGGUGCUAAGUUUCCCAUUAAAUGGACGGCUCCAGAGGCCAUCAACUUUGGGACGUUCAGCAUCAAAUCGGAUGUCUGGUCCUUUGGGAUCCUCCUGACAGAAAUAGUCACCUACGGAAGAAUACCAUACCCAGGUAUGACGAACCCAGAGGUGAUCAGGAGUCUAGACAGGUCAUACAGGAUGCCAUGUCCAGACGGCUGUCCAGAGGAACUGUAUGAUAUCAUGAUGGUGUGCUGGAAGCAGAAGCCUGACGACCGACCGACUUUUGAAUAUCUUCAGAACACUCUCAACGACUUUUUUAUUGCCACGGAAGGACAAUAUGAGAUGCAGCCAUGAUGACAGAAAAAGAGAAUGUUUUUCGUUGUGGACAAUGAAAUCUCUUAAAAAAAACAUGACUUGAAUGGAUAAAGGACCACAUAGCUUUUUGAUGAUACUUUUUCUUUUAAAUAGAGUGAUGGAUACGUUUUUCACACCUGCCUUCUAAGUGAAUGUUAAAGAUAUUCAUGGCUUCUUCUGUCUGUAGCGGAUAUCAGUCAGAUAUGCAACGCGGCUUCAUGUCAGCGCCUUUUCUCGAUGGAGUAUAAGGUUGCAUUCUUAGAACUGAUGUAUGAUGCGUAAUAGGACGAUGGAUAUACAAAUACAGUUCACUCAUGUUGUAAAGCAACAUCUGGACCCAGAGAAGUCAGCACAGGUAAAGUUGCAGAUUAAACAUUUGCAUGGUACAGAAACUAGAACCCUGAGAUUACAUGCACAAUACUUUGCACUUUUUUUUCUUUUUUUAAAAAAAAUAAGUAAUUCAGCAGAUUUUUUUUUAAGUGCUUAGCAAAGAGACGUUAUUCUUGCAUUUAUGUCUUUUGUAAAUAAAAAUGAAGAACUCCGGUAUUUCUUGUAUUUAAAUCAAAAAUUUGAAAUUACAAUGCUGAAAAAGCAUUUCUCAUGUAGGGCUUUAGUGGUGACUAUCACUUUUUACAGUUUGGUGUUUGAGACAACGAGGAUGUGUCUCAGUUCACCGAUCAUUAGAGAAAAUAGCAGCGUUUGUGUUUUGUUUUGUUUUUUAAAAAAGACGUUUGACAUCUUAAGUGUGUAAGUAAAGCUAACACUCUGGAUGAAACAAAAAUAAAAAGAACUUUAAAGUACAUCACCUCCCUCGUGAAAACAAAUGGCAGCAAUGUGUAGACUGAGUUACUAACUCUAGUUUCGAUCAUGUUAACAUGAUGAAAGGGGUGACUGACCCGAACAUACCCCCCAUUUUGAACGGCAACCCAUAGGAAGCCUUUAAAAGCAGCUAACUACUAAAUUACAGCAGUCUUCAACUGAGCCUUCCCAGGGGGAGCACAGACAGUUAGUGAUAAGAGACUGGAAUGGCUGUGUUAGCCAAGGGGUGAAACUCUGCCAUUUCCUGAAUGGACAGGAAACAGGAAGUGUGCGUCAGCAUUCCUAAAAUGCCACAAAGCUAGAACAGUCUCACAUACCAAGUUAGUAGUUGUCUUCACAUUUUUCCUCCUGAAAUACAUCCGUUUGAAAUUUACUUUUUGUUGUUAUUGCUGAUUGAGCGCCUCUGAAUUGUGAGGGAGAGGGAAAUUGUCAUUUAACAUAAUAGUGAUGGUAAAUAAAAACCAAAACAACUUCAAGUAUUCUUAAAAUAUAUAAAACAUUAUUAUUAAUCUUAUUCAAUAAGAGCACAUGAGAAUAAACAUGCAUUAUAUCUAAAAAUGUCUGCCAUGUCUGUUUAAAAAAAAUAUGGCAGGUGAUUUUAUGUUGACAUUUGUAAUAUAAAACUGAAUAUGUUUUAAAAUAGCCUGUAAAGCCAGUUGAAAUGUUUUUAAUAUGCCUGACCACUGGACUUUUUCCUUAUAAAUACAAAUUAAUCUUUAACCUCGCAGAAGACCCAAAGACGUUUCAACAUUUUUAAUCUCUCAUAUGAUCCAUGGAUUCUGUCCCAUGCAUACUAAUAUCAGAUAUGGCAGGUGCUAUGUCAGCAUCAGCGACAGUGUAUCAGUGUUUUAGAUUUUCUUGCUGUUGUUUUUUUUUAAUGAUUGCAAGCAUGAAUGUGUUAAUAGUAGUUUAAUUUCAAUUCAUACUGGUUAAUACCAGCAGUGUCUUGGAAAUCAAUUAUAUAGAUUAUUUAUUCUCUGUAAUUAGAUUACUCUUUUCACCUUGUGGACAAUGCAAAUCAAAUAUGAAAAUGCAAAUACAUGUGUAUUUUUAAAAAAUUAAAGUGGGAAGUGAAAAACUGAAAGGCCACAGGGCACAGUGCUGCAGUUUUUUUAUACUCCUAUCAUCCUGCAGAUGUCAGUGUUACACAGUAUAGCAUUCUGUAAUGUAUCUACAGUAUAAUGCAUGAUAGCUUUGAAAAUUCUGGAAAUUUUUCAUAGAGGUAUUUGAGAAUAGUCCUGGUGAACUCACCGGAAACAGUACUGUAUAUGCUCUGGUAUAUCAAAGUACUUAAUAACAAAAUGUCAACACUGAGUCUUAAGUUGCAUUUAAAGUAAAAAGGGUUUAUUUGCAUACUGCUAGUUUCUCCCAACUUCCCCUAAACUGUUUUCAUAAAAUAAAAAGAAGGCAACAUGCUGCUCUGCCUAUGGCCAAAAAAUAAUAUACUCACAAAUGCUGUAUGUUCUCCACCUUGUUCACAGCUGUGCUCACAAAUUCUUCAUAAAUCACAUAUCAGUCUGAGCAAUUACACAGAAAUCCACACAGCUAACCAUUCUGUCACGCACUGAUCCUAUCACAGUCAUCUGUAUGUAUUUAGUCUCUGUCGCUCUAAUUGGCUUUCUUUGCAUCUGAAGGCCGUGUUGAAAGACAUUUAAACACGGCAACACACACACACACACACACACACACACACACACACACACACACACACACACACACACACACACACACAUUUAUUUAGGUUGUUUUUUAUGUUAAUUUCGCUCUUUACCGUGAACGAAUUAUCUAUUCAACAUCCAAAUAAACUCAUCAACUGAGGAUGAGCGUAUUAAGUUAUGAGGCAAAGCCAAACAUAGACACAGCAGUCUGUCAGCCGAUCAACUGAAAGGAUCGCCAUUAAUAAAAUCUCACACUGGAGAAUGAUUGAUAAGAAACAUUACCCUGAAAAGAACUUCAUGUUAACGCAAGAUGACAAGACGCAAGGGGUAGAGGUUUAAAGGCCAAAUCAUCCUCGCUCCUCCUCCUGUGCAUGACUGCUGGCUUAGAGUAAUAAUGAAGGGAAACAGUGGCUCGCACACAGAUUAAUGAGUGAUCCCCCCAGAAGGCAACACAUCAUUAGCAUUUGAUAGCGAUAACCCUGCAUGGCCCUCUGGGACAAAAAACAAAACAAAAAAACAAGCACAUCACCACAGAUGAAAAGAGAUGUGCUUUCAUCUUCCAAUAAUGUUUUCAGUGGUGUUUAGUUGGCAUUAUGCUCCUCAUAAACAUGUUUUCUCUUGGUCUCUCUCUUGGGCUUUGAUGUCAUUAAAAUAAUGGAGUCCAUCAAUCAAAUGUGUUCGCUCUAAUAGAAUUGAGGGCUCUUGAACCCGUGACAGACGAUGUUUCCAGAACAUUUUACCAGAAUAGAUAAGAAAGUGCAGAUAAGAAAAGAGGUGAAUGGAUGUAGUCAUGAAUUUCACUGAAAUUGCUCUCUCACAAUAGCAGCUAUUUUGUGUUCUCUGAUUAAACCUAUGAAAAAAUAAUGACUUGCAUCUCUCUCCUGAAACAUUACCUAAUUUUACGGGCUGUUUAACAACUAAUGUGUAAUACUUUGAAAAAGAAGCCCAGCUCUUUUCAUGCGUGCGGCAUGAAAUGAAUCUGUAAAAACUUGCUGUGCACGAGGUCAAGAAGUGAGAUAAACAGGCCAUUUUCUCGUGUAUGCAGAAGAAAAAUAUGUCUAAUGUUAUACUAUAUCUCUGCGAUGCCAUUUACAACAUUCAGAAGCUCAAUUUCAAGAGCGUAUUCACGUAACAUCACUCAAUGGUGAAGAUGCUCGGAUUUGUGUUUUCUCACAAAUCCAGCUAAUUUUUAAAUGUUAAAUCCAUCAAAUCGCUGCAUGUACAGCAAACACAGUUGCUCGAAGAACUAUUAACUUAAAAGCCUCUCAGUUCUGGAGAGCACUGUUUGCUUUCACAUUAAUUUUUCUUUCAGACCCAAAGCAAGAAGAUGACCGACUACAACCGCAGCAAACGAGAAGCUUAUAAAAGAACUCAACUGUCAGCACAGAGGCAGAAAGACAAAGCCUGGGACUAGCUGUUGAACAUAAAGGAACCAGGGUCAGACAUUUUCCCUCACAAGUAGGUGAAAAUCAGACUAAAGCUUUAAAGGGAUUGCAACAUUAUACAGCAAGACACCCCAGCCAAAACAGGUUCAAAUACAGACAAUAUUUCCCCAGUAAAAACUGGGGGUGUUAUGACAGCAGACGAGCGCACAGGCCUACAAAGGUUGAUGCUGUUUCCAUGUACAUUGUGAUAUCGUCGCAUUAUUACAAUAAACAAAACAGAUUGUUCAAUUCCAACUACUUUGGUAAACUGUUGUAACUAACAGUCAUUUAAACAUAAGGCAACACAUUUGUGCCAGUCAUGUAUACGUAUAUGUAAAUAAUAGCUUCUCUGCCCUGAUGUUACAUUGAUAAGUCUGAUUUGCGACCUACGUGGUGUCUAUCAGGUAUAUGUGUGGAAACGUAUGAUAGUCUAUGCUACAGUAUCACGCUCACCACCACCGCUUUAAAAGGAAGUGAUGUGUUACACGCUUGCUUCUCUUUCUCCUAAUUAAGUUGUGUCUUAUGUGCUGUAGAGAUAUCGCCCUAAAUUUUCAUGUAAUCCCAAGUGUUGUGUUAAGACUUUUCUAAUUUCUUCCCCCAAAUUAUUAAAUCAAUACUUAAUCAAAGCACUCAAACACUCACCAGUCAUUUUGUUAGGUGCAACUGUUCGACUGGUACCUAAUGAGUCAAUCAUAUGACAGGUAUUUCAGAAACUGCUGACCUACAGGGAUUUUCCCAUUGCCAUGAGUCUACAUGGUCUGAGAGUCUUAUCUUUUAUCAUCAGAAAGAAAUAACCAGCUCCUAGAGGACAGGUGGAAGAGGACGGGUAGAUGAUUCCUGGAGCCAACAAUUCC
Molecule: messenger RNA, 7249 nt
Organism: Haplochromis burtoni (Burton's mouthbrooder)
Lineage: Eukaryota; Metazoa; Chordata; Actinopteri; Cichliformes; Cichlidae
Gene: blk
Product: BLK proto-oncogene, Src family tyrosine kinase
Exons: 13
Coding region: 923-2494 (523 amino acids)
Biological process (GO): protein phosphorylation; innate immune response; cell differentiation
Cellular component (GO): extrinsic component of cytoplasmic side of plasma membrane
Molecular function (GO): ATP binding; signaling receptor binding; non-membrane spanning protein tyrosine kinase activity
Source: RefSeq, a predicted model, not a curated record